AUGCUCACUUUAGACUCGCAGUUGGACAAGCAGACCUCGAUUGACCAUGGUGCGAAGCCUUUCGUUGAAUCCGAAUUGAGGAGGAGUCUCUGCAGCGUUGCCACUCGCGACUUCAAGUUUGUCGCAAGGGAUCAGGAUUUCCCAUCGCAGAGCGAGGGCGAUGGUCGUGAGAUGUCCCAUACUUGUGUCUUUGAAUUUCUCAUUCUGAAGAUGUUCGCACAUGGUAACUCGAAGAAGUUCCAGGACGCUCUCAAUAUGAGUGGCCGUGCUGCUUAA
Molecule: messenger RNA, 276 nt
Organism: Penicillium subrubescens
Lineage: Eukaryota; Fungi; Ascomycota; Eurotiomycetes; Eurotiales; Aspergillaceae
Exons: 2
Coding region: 1-276 (91 amino acids)
Source: RefSeq, a predicted model, not a curated record